UGCGGCUGCCAUUACUGCGAGCCGCCUCGGCGGAUCAAAGCGACCGUUGAUUGGUCGGGUCCGACAGAGAGCGGCGGUGCGCGAUUGCCCGUUCUCGCAGCGCCAGUCAGUGUUUAGGCAAGGAACGCCGCUGAGGGUAGUUGCACGUGCUUCGUGCCUUGUUGUUUGUGUUCCGUCGACGUCCCAUCACGACAUCAGCGAGCUGUCAGUGCGAACGCCGGCCGCCGGGUUGACAACACCACCACCGUCCGUCCGUCUUUGUAAACCGUGCUCGUCUCAGUGAUUCUCCUCUCUUCGUCGAGUCCGCUCUUUAUUUUCAUUUUUUUUCUCUCAUUGCGAAUACGCGCGAAUGACACGAUGUCGGUGUUGCUGUGCAUGGGAAGCGUUUGUUUUUGCCGAUAGUGCUAUGUGGAAAUAAGCAGGCUGGAAUGCCGCUGUGUCGCGUUUGUGAGUAAACCAUGCCACACGUCUCGUCUAGUGGCGGAGAUGAUCUCGGCAGCACCGAUGAGGUUAAGGUGUUCAAGGACGAGGGUGACGGGGAGGACGAAAAGAGGUCCUCUGAAAACCUCACCGAGGAGAAGAGCAGCCUUAUCGACCUCACUGAAUCUGAGGAAAAAUCCGGCAGCAAUUACAGCAAUUCCCACAAAAAUGCUCAACGACCAGAUCACAGUCCAGUCUUCGGCAAGGUUGAACCAUCCGCCCACACAUCUUCAUUCAACAUGGGAUACAUCGUCGGGCCAUACGGAUACGCCAAUGGAGCGGCUGGACCCAUCCCCGUAUCAAUGGCCAGCAAGAUGGGACUGCCGCCGGGAGCAGGUCACAUGCCGUUCUUCUGUCACAACGGAGACCCGCUCGGGCAGCCGCCGCCCGCCCACAUGGGCAUCCCGCCGUACCAGCUGGACGGCGGCAAGGGCGCGCCCGCGAUGGGACUUACUCGACCACCCAUGUACCCCUUCUCUGCCAGCCAGUACCCCUACCCUAUGCUCAGUCCAGACAUGUCUCAGGUGGCCUCAUGGCAUACUCCAAGCAUGUAUCCGCUGUCGCCGGGUGCCGGGUUCCGAAGUCCCUACCCCAGCACGUUACCGAUCUCGACGAGCAGCCUGCCGAGCGACUUCUACAGGUUCUCACCCACCGGGUUGAUACCGUCGCACCCCGGUCUGUCACCGCACCCGCCUCACUUAUCGUCUCAUCCCGCAAUCGUAACGCCAGGACCUAAACAAGAACUACCAGACCUAAACCACAGGUUACCGUUGAAUCUGACGCUGAAAAAAAUGCCUAUUGCCAUUGUCGCGCCGUUCACGGUCGUCGACCAAAAUCACAACAUUAAAAUUAAUAACGAGCUCAAAAUGAAGGAGGACGAUUUGAACAAGUGCGACGAGGACCUGCCCGAGGACCUGUCGACGAGGAACAAGACCGACGAAGGUCUGGAUCUCAGCACCAAACAGAAAGAGGUGAUCAACGAGAAAAUCUACGACAACGAGCAGCUGAGGAAGUAUUUGUGUAAAGAUGAGGAGAGAAACAACUCGUACAAUAAGAACACAUACAACGGCGACAAUCCCAUAAUAAACGAUUACAAUAAGCUACGCGAUUUCUAUUACGAAAUCGCCUCGAACAACAAGAACGCAGGUGUCGAUAACAUUUACUCGUUCCUGAACAAUUUGUGCGACAAUAAGUUUUUGUCCGCCUGGUACAUGAACGCAUUGCUGACGCAACAGAAUCCGUAUCUGAACUAUGGACCAGCGCACCAAACUCAAUGCUCAUUGCCGGGCUUCGACUGCAAGACCAACACGAACCCGAACAGAAAUCGGAUCCUGAACAAUUUGCUGGAUAAAAAACCGUACAGCACAUACAAAUUCCCAUCGGGAUUCGAUGCGCUCAUCAAAAACGAGAUGAGAAUCGACAAGGCCGACGCUGCGGCCGGCGACUAUCGCAAGCAGCAGAACGGGUCACAAGUAGAUCAUAAGAACAAUCUAGAUGGGAAGAACAAUCAGGAUAGUAACGAGAAGAAAAAGCCCCAUAUCAAGAAACCCCUGAACGCUUUCAUGUUGUAUAUGAAGGAGAUGAGAGCUAAAGUAGUAGCCGAAUGUACAUUAAAAGAGAGUGCCGCUAUCAAUCAGAUUCUGGGACGACGGUGGCACGCGCUAGGCCGUGAGGAACAGGCCAAGUACUAUGAGCUGGCGCGUCGCGAGAGACAGCUGCACAUGCAGCUCUACCCCGACUGGUCAUCCCGAUCUAACGCCACUCGUGGCAAGAAGAGGAAACGCAAGCAAGAUCCUGCCGAUGGAGGUAACAGUAUGAAGAAGUGUAGAGCAAGAUAUGGUCUAGACCAACAGAACCAAUGGUGUAAGCCUUGCAGGUAUUCCCGAGAACAGCUCCCACGGAGGCGGCAGUUCAGCAGUCCACGGAAGCAUUCUUCACGGUGGCGGCGGGGCGGCCACCGCUCAAUCGCCUCAGGAACCGACUUAUGUGAAUCUAUAGCAAUCAGUUGACGCAAAAAGAAAUGUAUACGAUACAUGGAAGCAGGUGAGGGAAAUGAUGGAAACCAAUCCGAUGACAAUCUAGGCAGUUGCGGAAGCACGGGGGACGCUCACACUCCACCGGAAGACGACACCGAAAGCUUGAAUCAAUCUAUGUCAAGUCCGGGCGGACUGUCGGCUCUAAGUAGCCUCACCAGUCCCGGUGGCAUGGUGAUGCCGAGUCCAUCUACCAGCGUCGCCAGUCCUUCGGUCAGCGUGGCCAGUCCCUACAUGUUGCAAAGCCCGUUGACGCCCCACGAACCGUUCGACGUUAAACUGCCGCCCCCAUCGCAUCCCCACCACCAACCGCCCCGCAAUCCCGUGGGGACGAAUCCCCACGACAUAAACAAUCCCCUAAGUGUAAACCAGUUGACAGGUCAGUGCGUGAGAAACGAUGCCGCCGAUACGAACGGCAACAAAGAGACGCGUUCCAUCAUUAGUGUUACGUAGCCUUCGAUGGGCUUCAAUGGAUGGCUACCACCUGUGAUGUUUUCUAUCGCCCGUUUCGUAUCGCUCACGUGGGCACAGACUUUUUUCGUGCAAACGAGCUUCGCUGGAAAGACUGCAUUUAAAAUAGGGCUCGGCACACGACGAUCUCAAUGGACUUCUAUAGUGCUGUGCUCAAUUAAGAGAUUUUUUUACUAUGUAACAUAAAUGUCAUUUGCCAAAAUCACCUCUAUAUAAAUAUAAAUAUUAUAUAUUAUUAAAAAUAUUCGGUUUAUAUUUUUUGUAGUUAUUUAUCUAAUUUGGAUGAUGUAGCAAUAUACAACGGUACUUAAAAGCGACCAAUUUAUUGAUUGAUUGAAUCAACACUGUUAAUAUGUGUAUUUUGCUGUUAGAAAAUACAAUGUACCAUACAAUACUAAUAUACGAGAUUUCAAAGAUUCUGGCAAACUUUUUAAUAAACAUUUGUAUAAAUUGUCUCCUGAAUCUGUUGAAAAGUAGUUAUAUAAGUAACUAAUGUAUGUGUACUGUUUGUUGUUAAAAUUUCUAUUUUACUUUUACAUAGAUAUUGUGUUUGAUAGAUUUUCACAGUUUUGUUCUUUGUUACACUUUACCAGUCUUCCAUUAUCAAUUAGUUUCUAACAGCAAAAUUAUAUUAGGGAAAUGUUUGCUAUUUUAAUUAAAUUAUAUUUUACAGUAAUUAAGUUAAUGAACAUUUGCCUAAACUAUAUCGAUGUAAUGAUCUGCGCUACUGCAUCCAAAUAGUUUUUUAUAGUUUAAUGUUCCUUGUGCCAGAGACUUGUAAUGCUCAUUUUAUGGUUAACAACUUUUUACCUUGUUACUUUAUUAAUUUUGUUUUAAUCCCAAAAAAUGAAAUUGAAACAACAUAGCAAUCCUCAAUUUACAAACGGUGCAUCAUAUUUUUUUAUCAGUGAAAUUUUAUUUUUUUAUUUUUUUGUAACAAUCGAAUUUUAUUUUUAGAGGUGUUAUUUUACCUGUAAGGCAUUGGUAAAAUAAUAUUGAUGCCAGGUUCAUAUGUAUAUUAUUACAAAUGUGUAAUUACUUUGUACAUAAAAUGUUAUAUACAGAUUUUUAAAAUUGUAAAAUUUAUUUAAAGACAUUUUUUUACUUUUUAUUUGUUAGAAAUUAUGAAAAGCCAUGGUUUUUGCCAUUUUUUGCAAUACCUUUUUAUUUUUCUAAUUGUGCAAGAUGCUGGGCAGGUUUGUUAAGUCAUGUAUAUAUGUAGUCUAUUGAAGAUGAUGAAUUACAACAAGAACUUUUAUUUAUGCAAUAUUUUGGCCCUUUUAAAAUUUUAUUAUUUGUUUCUUUACAUGUUUAUAAAUUUGUUUUUUAAUGUGUAAUAAGUUUAUUUUAAUCAGUUUAUUUAAUAACAAAAUAUUGUAAUAAAUUCUGGGACAAAGGCAAAGAUCGUGUUCAGUUAUUGACGUUUCUUUUAUAAAAAUGCGAGACAUGUGAUAUUUUAUACUAUUUAAUAAUAAAUAUUGCGUUUGGCUUCCCUCAGGACUAUGCAUUUACUUUUAUAAUUUUAAAAUCGUUUGAGACAUGUUUCUGUACCACUAAAGUAAUGACAAUUAUGUAUUUAUAAAUAAAUGCACAUAUUUAAUUGCACAAGUUAUCAAAUGUUAAUAGCAUUAUCCUGUUAGUAAAAAUUUAAAUUUAUAAUACUUUCAUAAAAUAUAGUUUUCAUUGUUUUAAAAAAAUUUAUAUUAAAAACCAUAUUAUAAAAUUACUAUACAUUUUUGUAUAAUGAAAUUGGUCCCAUAAAUAUGGUUUUUAUUAUUUUUAAACAAAUUUCAAAAACUAAUAUAUUUGUGUAAAUAUAUUUGACAAUAAAUAAAAUAACGAAUUGUUUUUCUUUUGAACUUGGAUAGUCUGUAACUAUUAUUCCAGAUAUAAAAUAACAUUUUUCAAUAGAGAAACAUUUUUCAAAUGAUUAAGUAUCGAACAAAUUUGAAAUGAUUUGGUUAAUACAUUUCAGUUGGACGAAAGUGCCCUGUUUUAAGAGAUUAGACGUGCCAUAAUAUUCCUCAAGGGUGCCAAAUACAUUGAAAUGUACUAAUUGAAUUUUAUUAUGACUGCUUAGGUUAAACCAAUAUUUUUUAAGUUUUUUUUUGGAUAAGUGCAAUGUAAAUGUCUAAACAAUAGUUGAAAAGAAAACUUGAAACUGGUACACCUUCAUUUGUUAAAGAGAAAACACAAUCAACGUAAUCAGACUGCUCACUAAAUUAUUUUUAGGAAGAUAUUCAUAAUGAUCCUCAUUUAGAUGCCAUUAAUAAAUAUUUAUAAUUUCUGUUGAUUGUGUAGUUCUUGAUUUGAUUUUUUUCGUACAUUUCAAGUUGAGGCAUUGUGAAUGCUCUCCAAUUGAUGUACCAUUAUAGAAUAAAUGAAUAUACAUAUAUAAAUAAAAUUAGAAAAUAAUUAUUAGAUGUUAAUGUCUUUGUAAGUAGCAUCUGUUCGUAACACCGUAUAGGUUAGGAUCAUUCAAUACAAAACCUUCAAGAUA
This is a messenger RNA of Aethina tumida (small hive beetle), 5484 nucleotides long. RefSeq names its product protein pangolin, isoforms A/H/I/S (gene pan). The transcript is spliced from 12 exons. Gene Ontology annotation, molecular function: DNA-binding transcription factor activity, RNA polymerase II-specific; RNA polymerase II cis-regulatory region sequence-specific DNA binding. The record is from RefSeq and is a predicted model, not a curated record. Gene Ontology annotation, biological process: regulation of transcription by RNA polymerase II; canonical Wnt signaling pathway. NCBI's taxonomy places the organism in Eukaryota, Metazoa, Arthropoda, Insecta, Coleoptera, Nitidulidae. Gene Ontology annotation, cellular component: beta-catenin-TCF complex.